This is a messenger RNA of Talaromyces proteolyticus, 2389 nucleotides long. RefSeq lists its product as uncharacterized. Gene Ontology annotation, biological process: regulation of DNA-templated transcription; DNA-templated transcription. Gene Ontology annotation, molecular function: DNA binding; DNA-binding transcription factor activity, RNA polymerase II-specific; zinc ion binding. The transcript is spliced from 9 exons. The coding region runs from base 71 to 2020 and encodes 649 amino acids. NCBI's taxonomy places the organism in Eukaryota, Fungi, Ascomycota, Eurotiomycetes, Eurotiales, Trichocomaceae. The record is from RefSeq and is a predicted model, not a curated record.
CGCUGAUACAUAACCAUUUAUUAAGACGUCCAUUCAUCACAUCUCCAUGCAUUGCAGAACAUGAUGCAAGAUGGAAUCCCGCGGAGUGAAUGGUGCGGACAGAUCAAAUGGACGUACAGGAAUUAUGCGUCGAUCGUGUGAUCAAUGUCGCACCCGAAAGGUCGGUUGUGAUAGAGGAUCCCCUUGCUCGAAUUGUGCAUCAUCGGGAAUCAAUUGUACUCAUAGUACGAUCGCGUCCAAGACAGUUGCUCCCAAGCAGAGAGUUUUGAUAUCGGCACAAUACGAGCAGAAAAUAGACCAAAUUGCAAAAGGCAUCGAUAGCCUCACUGUUCUCCUCUCACAGAAUGCGUCUCGGGGCGUAGAAAAGUCCGAGACAGCCCUUGUCUGGCAUCCCAGCCAAGCCAGCUCAGACAAGGAUAUUGCCGCACACCAAACAAGAUUGUCAUCUCAUGGUGGUGACGCGCAAUGGGAUCAUUCUGCGCACAUAAUCAAGUUUGUCAAGGCUGUUGUGGAUAACCGAAAUCCGCAAUACGGCGAUUCUCCGAGUGAAGUGGUCGCAUCAUUGAAAAAACUGUUGGAAAUUCUGAAUGCCCCAGCUACUACACUACAGACAUCUCACAAAUUUCAAAUUUCAAAUAAUGCAGCCAAUAGUCCUCCAAUGCCUCCCUUGGAGGCGGUCGUAAAUGCGUUGCGAUGGGCAAAAGACCAUCAAGGAUAUGCUAGAAUUGCCCGAAUCGCUCAAAUCUUACCGGUUGAUCAGUUCACUGAAAUUUGCCGAAAGGUUUAUUUUGCAGUGGACGACUACAGUGAACUAGAUCUCAUUCUCGCCAACGGGUAUCUAUCAUACGUAUUUUCCGAGCGUAUCCUUGUGUCUGGGCUGAGUGACUACCGAAAAUACUUUCAAAUUUGCCGAGAGAACUUUCACAAUGGUCUUGCACAGCUCCCUCUUUUUCUGCCGCCGUCUAUGGAAAUUAUCGCUGCGUUGACUCUGGGUGCAUUUGACUCCAUUGCCAACUCUAAUGCAACCAAAUCUUGGACUUUUAUCUCGGCGGCUACGAAUCUUUGCCAGACACUAGGUUAUCAUCGCCUUUCUCCAAGAAUGGAGGGCAUGGAUCAGUCGUCACAAGAGGCUCAAAACCGUCUGUUCUGGACCAUUUAUAAGAUUGACAAAGGCCUUUCUCUUCAACUGGGUCGACCAUCUAAUAUGCGCGACGACGAAAUCACUUUACUGCCUGACACGCCCGAGCCGCUAUAUACGAGACUAGGUAGAAUACAGGGCAAGGUAUAUGAUCAACUAUAUAGUCCAGUUGGCUUAUCCAGGCCUUCCCAUGAACGUGGUAAUAUCGCCCAGACACUUGCUGGGCAGGUACGAGACAUAAUCAACGAAACUCACAGCGAAGCUUUGGAUGCUACUACAAGAAUUAUCGAUGAUCAGACAGAUCCCAUGCAAAGGAUACUUCUGCAAUGCGAUUUGGUUUGCCAAUCUUCGCUCCUGGCUAUGAUUCUUCGGGCUGUGCCCGUUGCACCAGGAUUACCAAGCGAUGUGUCUGAUGACUGUAUUGCGGUUGCCCGCGAUGUCUUCGAUAUACACCAAAAGUGCAUGGCAGAUCUACGUAGUUGUAAAGAACCUUCAUUGGUGACACAAUACCUAAGUUGGGCUAUUCUGCACAUACCUUUUGUUCCAUUUAGUAUUUUAUUCACACACGCUAUUCAAUUCAUAGACACAGGUGAUCUAGAUCGUUUGGACCGCUUCGCUCUCUCGUUGAAGAUUGACACCUACGAUAACCGGGGAGAAUCAAUAACACACCCCUACCGAGUUUAUGAGCUACUAUACCCAACUCUAGUUCCAAUUUCCUUAGGUGACUUAGACCUGUCGGGAAGAUUUGGGAUGGAAACAGAUGCAGAAGAUUUAUUCAAUGACGAAUUCCAAAUCCUUGAUCCAGAUCCGUUCGGGUUAAGUGACUGGUAUUACAGCAAUCAGCAGAUAAUGCGUUUACUUGGUGAAGAUGUGACAUUAUGAGGGGCUGUAGAUAGCCUAUCUGGACGUCUACUAGUUCCCGGUUUGAGUUACAUGGCUAUUAGCUCUUACGAUUUUAACAGGAAACUAACUCAUUAUUACUGGCCAAUUCUUUUCUCUGUGACAAUCAAUACUACGGAGCCGAGUUAAAGGCAUCAAUUGAAGACGAUUCAUACUCCUCUCAUGAGAUUAACGUCAUCGAUGUAUUCUAGAAUGUAGCCCGGACAUUCCGAAAUGUGGUGAACGCAUGAAAAUGAAGAGAAAAUACACCACCAACCUUCACUGACCAUGCCCGAAUCGGCUUUUAUUUUAUUUACAUGUUGAUUUGUCAUUAUUUUUUGAUAAAACUAUGCCCGUUGAGGUCUACAUACG